Molecule: messenger RNA, 756 nt
Organism: Mytilus trossulus (common blue mussel)
Lineage: Eukaryota; Metazoa; Mollusca; Bivalvia; Mytilida; Mytilidae
Exons: 1
Coding region: 1-756 (251 amino acids)
Molecular function (GO): protein binding
Source: RefSeq, a predicted model, not a curated record
AUGAAGAUGCACAAGAAAAUAAACCUGCAAGGCAAAUGGAUUUAUGGAUGUUGCAUGCUGCCAGAUGGUAGAUUGGUGUUUACUUACAACCGUGAAGGGAAAGUGAGAGCAUUCAACGAUCAAGGAUCUAAAGAACUUGAGAUGAAGAUACCAUGUGGAGCGUUUGAUAUAGUAUACAUCAGUAAUGACAAUACAUUGGUUGUUACAUCCGGCGAAUCAGAUAAGCAAUGUCUGACCAUUAUAGAUCUUGAGAGGAAAAAAAUUAAGAAAACAAUUUCACUGAGUUCGGAUAACUAUGGCAUAGUAUUGAAGGACAAUCAACUGAUUUAUUUCGCCUUCAACAAAGGUAUAAGAAAGAUGAAUCUGUACGACGAGGCUUUAAGCGACAUAGUCCGAGAAGAAAUGGCCAGUGAAGGUUACAUUGCCACAUUUAAAGACAACAUUUAUCAUACACACAGACUAAAUCACACUGUGACAUGUUACAACUUACAAGGUGAAAUACAAUGGACAUUCAAAAAUGAAGACGUUCUGAAAAAUCCCCUUGGUAUUGAUGUAGAUAGUAAUGAUAAUGUGUACGUGGCCGGGAUUCAUUCGAAUAAUGUGGUUGUUAUCUCCAAUGACGGACAAAUAUAUCGCGAGCUACUAAAACGAGGUAUUGAUUUUCUAUAUCCUAUCGCACUUCGUUAUUAUGGACAUAAGAAGCAAUUGCUAGUGGCAAAUAUUCAUGAUGAAGCUCGCCUGGUUGAUUUGAUUUAA